AUGUCAUUCACGUCGCGCAGCCAGAGCUCCUCCCCCGACAUCUUGGGCCCUCCUGGCGACGCCGACUAUCUCAUUUCGUCCCCAAUAAAGCCCUUCACGGGUCGCCAGAGCUGGUUGUCACCUGCGACCGUGAAACGCCAACGAACUCCAGCGAAACGGCGGCGCGUGACGCUCAGUCCUACGAGAAGCGGGCACUCAAUUCGCUUCGACGAUGUCCUCCUCCCCGGUUCGCCGACAAUGAAACUCGAUGGUCGCCAAAGGUCGCUUUCGCCGGAGAAGUUCAUACAAGAUGGCAACGUGAGCCCAUGGCGCAUCCGAGUCACGCUCGAGGCGACGCAAGACGAGGAGAACCAGGGCAAGUUGAGCCCGUCGCGCAAACGAUUACGACCCUCGACCGUGACAACAAAGGUGCCGUUGAAGGAUGAAGGAAGUCCAUUGAAACCAAAAUCUCCCGCGAAACGACGCGGCCGCCCUCGGAAAUCAGAUAUUCAAUCGCAAAACGGCUCGCCAUGGCCUGGAAGCCCAGGAAAUACCCCAGGACCGGCAGGGGCCACGCCAAAAAGGAGACCGGCCCAAGCGCGCAAGAAUACGCCGAGGCCCCAGCCGCAAAUAAUUUCGAUGCUAGCAGACGAGCCGGAAGAGGAACCAGAAGACGAGCCACAAGAUGAGCCCACUCCAACAGUGGAGCCUGCCCAACAACAUUUUAGUCCGAUGGAUAUAACUGCUGAUGGCAGCGCGAACCCCGACCGCCAAUGGAGCCCAAUGAACCUUGCUACAGAUGGAGGGUAUGAAAGCGAUUCCCUCGGAGCGGAUGAUUUGCCUAUCGCAGAUCUUCGUGCUCCACCGUCAGCACAUACGCAGACCCAGGACAAUAAAACAGCCCGUGAAUAUGGCAGAGCCACCUACGAUACCCCGAUCAUCGACGCUACGGAACACCAUUUCCUUGAUAAUGACGAAAACAUACACUCGACCCCUUCCAAAAUGCCAUCGCCUACUCGAGAAAGAAUGGGCUCAUCCGCAAGGUCUUCACGCCUCGCUGGCAACACCGUGUCUCCACAUGACUACCCAACUCCAACCCCGACUUCCUCGCUGGCCGAUGAAGAGAAUCAUCCCGAGGAGCAGACCGUGGAGGUGAGCGAAGACCUACAACGGACGAGCACAGAUCAUGAGAACCAGACCGAGCCUUUGCCAGAUCCUACGGACGAACAUGAAGAGUUUGACUCUAUCAUGGAAAGCGAAGGAUUUACCAUGGUCUCUCUGGAUUCGUUGCCAUCAGCAAAACAAUAUGGCCUUGGAUCCAGCGCCAAAAUGAAUACAGAUAGCCCUGGGAAAGAGCGAGAGAUAGGUCGUAUUAGGGACCGUUUGAAACGCAAAUUGCCAGGGACAAUCGACAACUUCCGAAGUGAUACGCAAAGUUCGACUAGGCCAAGCCCAGUGACCGAAGCCCGCUCUCCCAGGCCACGCGCACUCGCGCGCACCAGUUUGGAGCGGCACACUGCGAAGGCGCAGGCUCCUGCUCAGGUUUCUUAUCCCGAGCUUCAUAUGACUCGUUUAACGGAGAAGCCACUAGAUAACACACCCAGGCGGACCCCAAUCAGUCUAGCCAGGGUAGUCCGUGUCGGUAUGGCCCUCCAAGGGACCUUCAAGCCCCAUGAAAAUGAAGUCCCGGGAAGUGGCAAUGCGAGUCGAAAGAAGCGUCUCGAGGGUGUCUUCAGCAGCUUUAGUCCUGCUACGCAGCGAGAAUUGCGGGCUGCUCUUGGUAUUGGGCAAGAGCUCGCCAUACGUCAAGCACUAGCAGCGGAAGAGCAAGUUAGAGCUCAAGCUGAGGAGAUAGAGGAUGAACCUGUCCCAGUGGAUGAUUAUGAUUAUCCCAUGGGAGAGACGCAAGGCGAUGAUGACCAAAGCGAAGUCGAGCAGGAGGAGAAGGGAGAGGAAGAGGAGGAUGAGCCUAUGCCAGUAUCAGUCCAAUCUCGACAGACGAAUUCUCCGCAGGUCAACACACACGACUCCAUACGAACACAGCGAGAGUUAGAGUGGCAGCGGGAGCGUGAGAUCGUUAGCCGCCAUGCCAGGGAUCCGAAAAACUCAAAAAGGCUCAUAUACAUUGAGAGUGAUGAGGAUAUCCCCCAAGAGGAUCCUAGGUAUGCCUUUGAUGGUCGUUUGCAGACUGGUGUUGAAUCUGCUGUCGAUGAACAGCCGCUCGAUGAGGAGCCAUUUGACGAGGAGGUCCCCGAUGAUGAAUCUUUCGAUGAAGAGCUGGAGAACUUUGAGCCGGAUGUUGUCCCCGUAUCCCAGCCUGUCACAACUCAAGCAAUACAUGUGGAGCAGGAACCUAUUUACGAGGAUGACGACGAUGGUUCUGAAGACAUCUGGCGUCAAGACACCUCUAAUUCCGAGCCUGAGCAUGUACUUGAACCGCUUCCUGUACAUGAUCAAAAUAUGGACAUGGAGCAAGAGGCCUUGGAUGACGAUGACGGUGAUGAUGACAUUUGGCAACUGGAGGCUCGAGAUCAAAGCCACCUCUCUCAGCAGUCCGAGAGUCGGGCCCAGAGGGACGUCGUUCAGGACCCCUCUAGCCCCUGGAGAAAAGUUGCCAGCCUCUCUGCAAAUCAAGAUCAGCUGAGCUCUUCCCCGGCCUACGUGACUCUGGAGCAUCCCGAUGGGCUACAUCAGGUACCGACGCAUAUUCGAAAGCUCCGAGAUCAGGAUGUCGAUCUUUCUGCCAUACUUGCUGAAGAGGAGACUCCCAACCGUGCUCGCUACUAUAACGGGACUAGUACACCCCGAGAAAUGCCGAAUCGCCGACCGGGGAUUCCACUUCCUUCAGCGAUGAAAUCUGCAUCCUCCACACGGAAGACUGGCCAGCGAGUUCGCCUACAGCCGAUAUCCCAGUCUAGCCCCGAAAUCGGAUCAGAGGCAGAACUCAGCUACUCUCCCGCCUUCAAACCUAACAACUCUCACCAAGAGUCGACCGACGAAGAGGCCGAUGAACCAUUUUCUGAUGCUGCUCACGAGACCGACCCCGGUUAUGCGGAUGCAGCCACCGCCACUCCGAAGCCUCCACGCCAGUCAGACCAGGAUGCCCCGGCAUCAACCUGGCUCCAGCGAAUUACCAGUCUCACACCUAGGUGGCUGAAAGCGCCCAACGGAGAUGAGGAUGACAGUUCUAGUUCAGCUUCAGCUGCUGAGGACGAAUAUGAAGAUGAUGACAAGGAGAAUCAGGUGGAGAUUGCCAACAUCGAAUUGGCACAAGAUGUUCAUGGAAACUACGAACCUGCCCAGCUUUCAGACCGUUCUAGUGAAUCACCUUCACGAUACUUGGAAGAAUCGGCUAGUCCCCCACAGGUGAAGGCACGUGGUUAUGUGCCUUCCAUUGAAGAACAAGACAGGCAUCCUUCUGCGCAAGGUGACUUUGAUGGCGGGCAAGAUGAUGUUUCAGACGUUGACGCAGAAGCCGACAUUGCCGAAGAGACCUCUUCUGUAGAAGAAGACCUGGUCGAGGCCGAUGCUGUCGAGAUGAUCAACACCAAUCAUGCCAAAUCAGUACGGCCUAGACCCCUACCAACAUUCGGCUACUUUUCGGAUGAACACUACAAGGCCCUUCGGCGCGUCUACCGAAUGGCAAAGCGCUCCCCGGAACGCUUCCCCUACCACGAGGCGCCAGGGCGUGCAGAGAUCAUCGGUGAUUGGAUUUGGACUUCAGACGGCCAUCAUGGGGUCCCCAUCACCGAAGUACAGUUUGCCAUCAUAGACCGCUUUGUGUUUGAUCUCUCGCGCGCCGACGUCGAGUAUGGUGGAAGUGGGGAAGUCGAAUGGACCGAAGCUGACCUCCAUCGGAGAUUGAUUAGCAUCAUUAUUGGCGAGCAGAUCCGAGAGAAUCAGAAAGCCAAGUCGGCCCGGGGGGCGUCUGUUGAUACAUGGCGUUGA
Penicillium subrubescens is the source of this 3927-nucleotide messenger RNA. Its product is annotated as putative AT DNA binding protein. The coding region runs from base 1 to 3927 and encodes 1308 amino acids. The transcript has a single exon. Lineage: Eukaryota; Fungi; Ascomycota; Eurotiomycetes; Eurotiales; Aspergillaceae. The record is from RefSeq and is a predicted model, not a curated record.